Molecule: messenger RNA, 1301 nt
Organism: Tetranychus urticae (two-spotted spider mite)
Lineage: Eukaryota; Metazoa; Arthropoda; Arachnida; Trombidiformes; Tetranychidae
Gene: NC2beta
Product: negative cofactor 2beta
Biological process (GO): negative regulation of transcription by RNA polymerase II; RNA polymerase II preinitiation complex assembly
Cellular component (GO): negative cofactor 2 complex
Molecular function (GO): RNA polymerase II general transcription initiation factor activity; TBP-class protein binding; protein heterodimerization activity
Source: RefSeq, a predicted model, not a curated record
UAACUAAAGUUUUGAAAAAAAACAUUAAAUUGCAUUGUUUAUUAAAUAAAUCCUCUUAAUUUUAAUAUAUUUAGCUUGAUGAACUAAUUGUUAUUUAAUUUUCUCUUGUAAUUUAAUUGUCAUCUUGUUGUUUUGGUUUUUUUCUUGUGUCCUGCUGUCAUCAUAACAGAUUUUCAAUGGAAGAAGAAGAGCUAAGUUUACCGAGAGCUGCUAUGAAUAAACUGAUUAAAGAGGUUUUGCCUGAGAUACGGGUUGCCAAUGAUAGUCGUGAAGUGAUUCUAAACCUUGGUAAAGAAUUUAUUCGGAUAAUAACUAAACAAGCUAAUGAAAUUUGUGAGGAAAAUCAAAAAAGAACUAUGAGUGGUGAACAUGUUCUGCAUGCUCUUAGAAAGAUGGGCCUUAAUGAUUACAUUUGCGAAGGUGAAAGGGUGUUAAAUACAUGUAAAGGAAAAAAACGACGACAAUCAACCAAAUUGGAACACUUAGGAAUACCCGAGGAGGAGCUUCUUCGACAACAGCAAGAAUUGUUUGCUCGUGCACGAGCUGAACAAGCCGUCAUGGAACAAGAAUUGUUACAAAGUACACAACUUCAGCAACAACUGUUGUCACAACAACAACAACAACUGUAUCUUCAACCUGAAUCAUCACAACAAGAUUCUCCAUCAACUUUUCAACCAUUGCAACAAGCGCCUUCAUCCAUUCCUGUAAUCAAAGAAUCAUGAAACAUAAAUAUACAUUAUCUAUACAUAUUUAUCAAAAUAUAAUUUUCAAAGAGAAUCAUUAUAUAUACAUACAAAAAUACAUACAAACAACAAACUAAGGUUUUCGAUACUUUUUAUCUUCUGUAAUUAGCCCAAGAGUUGAAAAGCGAUAAACAGCAAAGACAAAUCAAAGAAAAUAUCAGGAAUGCUGAAUGAUUGUUCACUUAUUUCAUUGGGUUUUAACAAUGCUUUUCAAAUUGACUCACGCAUAUUGGCUCUGAUUCUGGAUUCAGGUACUCAAUGGAAGAGAUUGGUGAAAAACGUUCGAGGACCUAUUAAGAUUUAUUUUUUGAAAUUAACCUAAACUUCGUCAUCAGUCUAAUCAAGUCUUAUUUUAAAUCUCUAUUCUUUGCUUUAAAUUCAUCAUUAAGUUCUGAAACACUUCAUCUCAUUUGGAAAGUCGAAACGGGAUAACUCACGUUUUUAUAUCGAAACCACCAAUACAUGUAGAUUAAUUUUCCUGUUAUUUUCUUUAGUCUACAAUGUAUGGAUUAAACAUAGAAGAAACAAAAAAAUCAUUAAAGAGAUGCAAUGUAGUCA